GCUGCCGUUGCAGCUGCGCAGGCGGCAGUGGCCGUUGUGAGGCUUACAAGCCAGGGCAGAGGGACAAUGUUUGGUGGCGGGCGGGAAAAGUGGGCCGCGAUAAAGAUCAGACUGUUUUCCGGGGAUAUUUGGCAAAAAAGGCUCUUCGAGCUCUGAAGGGACUAGUAAAGUUGCAGGCUCUUGUUAGAGGUUAUCUGGUGCGUAAGCAAGCCACUGCAACUCUUCACAGUAUGCAAGCUCUCAUAAGAGCCCAGGCCACCGUCCGAGCCCAGAAAACUCGUGCUCUCCUCAACAAAGAGCACAGAUAUCCACCGCGUAAAUCCAUUGAAAUAUUUGACAAAACCAGAAGCGAACACACAGCGUCCAUUCACAGUCGGAGGCUAUCGGCAUCCAUCGAGACUGCAAUUAACACCUUUGAAGAGAGUCCUAAAAUCGUUGAGAUCGAUACAGGAAGACCCAAGUCGAGAUCUCGUAGAAUAAACACCUCAAUGUCGGAAUGCGGAGAAGACCCACCUUACCAAACGAUUUCUUCUCCUUUGCCGUGCCAAAGUCCAGUUCGUGUGUGUGACGUGGCGCGUCCGGCAAGUCAUGGAAGUGAACGCUCGCAUGCUUUAGCCGUUCACACGAUUCGGAGACGCGUGGCGCGUCCUCCGAAUGCACGAACGGUGCCCUGACUAAGUGUGCCUGGACUGAAGCCGAACUCGAAUACUUGGAGUUUGGAGAACGGUACUUGCAGUUGGUCGCCGCUGUUAACAAUUGCCGGUACUGGCUCUUGGUCGCCACCGGUUGAAGAGGGAGAGAGUGAGCGUGAAUAGGAUUUGGUUCGGUGUAGCGAGAGAAUGAGAGUGAGAGGAGUCUGGCGAGAGAGGAGAAUGAAACGAAUGAAAUUAAUGGUAUUUACUCUCUCUCGCACGUUUGAAGUAUACGCAUGCGACAAAGAACACAUAGCGCGUCCUCGUGCUGCGCGUAUAUACUUUGCCAGUUUGCCCAAAUAGAAGCCGAACUCGGGGUUUGUUUUUCUUUUCCAAGUUCCAACUAAGAUUGUUGGGGAACCCUGUGUUUGGAGUUUGGACCACAUCCUGACUCGUCAUAGACGAAUUUAUUAUUAUUAUUAUU
Messenger RNA from Nelumbo nucifera (sacred lotus), 1116 nucleotides. The record is from RefSeq and is a predicted model, not a curated record. Lineage: Eukaryota; Viridiplantae; Streptophyta; Magnoliopsida; Proteales; Nelumbonaceae.